AUGGAUCAAGUUGGUGCAGGUGGUUUCCCAGCGCGCACUACUUCAAAAAGAUCCAAAUCCUCAACUCCUUUGCGAACGGAUUCACGACGGUUUCCGCGUAGCUCUCGAACUUUAUCGGUUUCCCCUCCAUCUGUCGGCGCUUCUGAAACUUUUGGUCUGCGUUCACGUCCUGGAUUGGGCUCGCGAACGUCCUCGGCACCAUUUGUCCCUCUUAGCAGCGGUAGUCAUAGUGGUAAUCCGCCGAGAUUUUCGACUACGAUAGAGGACGAUACAGAAGAAGCAUUGGACCUUCAUGCGCGAAGUUAUCGAGAUUCUGUCGCAUCCAUCAAAGACGAUCCUUUCUUCAGAAAUUAUCAAUCACCACAUUCGGUCUCUUUGGCAAGAGAAUUGAGGUCUGUAACAUACUCUGAUCGAUCGCACGAUGACGACGUACUCAAAAAUCCACCACCACGAUCCAACAAAAGACCUUCCGUAGACAAUCCAGCCAGUGCAAUACCACCUCAAUCCAGGAGCGGAAUGUCAGACAUAAAUAUUGCAGUGAUUGGGAGUAAUGGCGUGGGAAAGAGCACUUUGAUACAGCGAGCAUUGGGUUUACGAUCAUUACCAACUUCCGUCACAUCGAGUCUUCGCAUGACAGUUGAUGAGGUGGGCUACAUAGUCAGUCUGUUUGAGCUGGAUCUCGAAUCGUUUGAUAUAGUAUCUGAUCGUCGCAUACAAUGGCCAAAACAAAUAAACGGACACAUUGUCCCACGAAUGGAUGGUGCACUAUUACUAUACGAUGUUAUGAAUCGGGAGAGUAUUGCAGAAUUACCCCAGACUUUAAAUGCAUUGGUGAAUUCGGGUCUUCCUACUAUCCUCGUCUCAUGUAAAUGCGACAACCCUGAACACACUCGUCAACUUAAUGUCGAUAGCCUCGAAACAGCAUGUAUGUCAUGUGUAGAAUCUGUCAAAACUGCAGCAAAUGUUCCUGAAAGUGCAAGACUUUGUCUUUCUUCUAUGCUUCGAGCCGUUAUGGCAAAUCGAAGCAAUAAUCAUAAUAAAGAUAUUCCUUCAAUCCAACCUCAAGGUACUCGCCGUCGAGCAACCUCUUCUGCCAAUAUUGAGAAGUUAUCCGAACCCACCGUUCCUCGACCUUUGAGUCAGCAAUCUAAGCAUAGUCGUGCUAGCUCAGAAUUUUCUAUUGGCCGAGCUCUUCCUUCCCCGCCAUUGGCUGGUCGAUCUAACGGCCGAACAAAUUUGUCACACCAAAUCAUGCUUCCUGACCCACAUGAUGCUCCCCCUCUUUCUGCUCAUCCAGCUUUCCGAAGUGAAAAUCACCUGGACAAUUCCGGCGCUAGCCCCAGGUUACCCCUAGGACCAAAGGAAUUGGAUUCAGACUCUCCAUACCGAUACUCCGAUGACAUACCACUUCUCCAGCGUAGUGACGAUACUUUCUUCGACAAACCUGCUAAAGUGGCCGGCGUCACUUUUGAUGAUCUUGUCGAUCGACUCCUUGGACAACACAUGUCAAAAGCUGAUGUCAACUUCUCGGAAAUCUUUCUCUGCCUUUAUAGAAAAUUUGCAGCUCCUGGUGAACUCUUCGAUGCAAUUCUAAACAGGUUAACUCGUUUAGGAGAGGACAAAAAUAUCCAUUAUUUAACACGAACUACAACUCAGCUUCGGAUCAUUACCGUGGUAGCUAAAUGGGUAUCGGGAUAUCCGGGUGAUUUCGCAAGUCUAUCAACAAGCCGCAAGCUAGAUGGCUUCAUAAACCAAUUAGCUUCGGAUCCAGUCUUUGCUGCCGCCGCGCAGGAAAUGCGGACCCAACUACAAUCUCGUGUGGUAGAGGAUGACGAUACAGGCUGGGCUAGGACAGACGCCGAUGUUGACAAUGAACAAGCUAACGAAUCAGCCCCCGUUUCUCCUACGACCACAAGGGCCGAUUCCAAAGGAGGGUAUGAAACGGAUGUGACUACUUUAGCACCAGAAGACGACCUCAGUGACAUGGAGCUAAAAGGGUCUAGGGGGGAAUCUCUAUUCUCGGCUCGAACGUCUCAACCGGACUUUAGUUCACCUGCGUUUCUUGCGGUCGAAGACUACGAGAAAGAGGCUGCAAAAUUGACACCCAAAGGCAUCCUACCAUUAUCUAAAGACAGAUAUCACAUGUUCAUGGAAAUAUCAAAUGCCGACCUUGCUGAUGAAAUGACCAGGAUAGACUGGGUUAUGUUUUCUUCCAUACGUCUUCGGGAUUUGGUUCGACAUGUUAGCCUCUCACUCAAUCAGAAGGAAAAAUGUAAAAGUCUUGCCAAUGUGAAUCGCAUGAUAAAUCAUUUCAACCAUAUUGCAAAAUGGGUUGCUAAUAUGAUUCUGAUGCGAGAUAAAGCCAAACACAGAGCGCAGAUAUUAGAGAAAUUCAUGAACAUAGCCCUGAGGCUGCGCCAGCUGAAUAAUUAUAAUGGUCUUGCAGCUGUUCUUGCGGGAAUCAAUGGAACCGCUAUACAUCGCCUUACUCAGACUCGGAACCUGGUUCCUGCAGAUGUUCAAAAGCGCUUUGCUCGUCUAGUCCUGUUGAUGGGUACACAAAAGAGUCAUUUCGCAUACCGUUUGGCUUGGGAGAACUCUCCACUGCCUCGUAUUCCUUUCAUUCCAUUGACUCGGCGUGAUCUUGUCUCGGCUGAGGAAGGAAGUCGAACUUUCGUUGGGGCAAAUGGAGAGAGGAUCAAUUGGAAGAAAUUUGAGGUUUUGUCCGAGGUUAUCUUACCCAUUAUGAAGAGUCAAACUGAACCAUAUCCAAAGCUUAUCUAUAAUGAUAAGGUGAGGGAACUCAUUCUGGAUUGUCUCAUUCCUACAGAUGAUGAGGAUAUUUACCAACGAAGUCUCCAAGUAGAGUCUGCAUCAGGAGCCGCAGAACCCGUGAAAAAGAAGUUUCCAUGGUUCUCGAAGGAUAAAUAA
Messenger RNA from Botrytis deweyae, 2931 nucleotides. RefSeq lists its product as uncharacterized. The coding region runs from base 1 to 2931 and encodes 976 amino acids. The transcript is spliced from 6 exons. Gene Ontology annotation, molecular function: guanyl-nucleotide exchange factor activity. Gene Ontology annotation, biological process: Ras protein signal transduction; positive regulation of GTPase activity. The record is from RefSeq and is a predicted model, not a curated record. Gene Ontology annotation, cellular component: plasma membrane. Lineage: Eukaryota; Fungi; Ascomycota; Leotiomycetes; Helotiales; Sclerotiniaceae.